AUGAUGGACCUUCCCAAUGAGACAAUCGACCUGAUCCUCGCCAAUCUCGACGCCCCCUCAGCAGUCUGCCUAGCCCUGACCUGCCACCGCUUCUAUCAGUGCGUCCUGCACACUACCAAAUGCGCCAGACUAGACGACAUCUGCCCCAAGGACUACAACAAACAAUCCCCCAGCAUACUCCAACUCUACGGCAUCCUCCCACUCCCGCACGAGAUCCCGCAUUACCGCAACCCCUUCAAGUACUCGGACUACGCUAGGGGUCUAAAUAUCAGUCAGGAGCGAUUCAAUCCCGCCUAUGUGCAGUUGAUGUUGUGCGUGAGGGAGUGGAUGGCGCCGAAGUAUGUCUUCUGCUUUGCCAGUGAGAGCACAGGCCAUCAACAACCCACGUCCACCGGCACCACCAACUCUCCAACAAUGCCCAGAAUCACCCUCCACAUGCACACCGCCAUCGCCAACCAGCAGGCAUACGAGCAGCGCCUGCAAGGAAAGAGACUGGUCCUGCGCUUGACCAACGCUUCGCGUCUUCGCGAUAUCGAGCGGUCGCUGACUAGGUUGCAGGCCAUACUGGCAUCGUGGGAGGAGGAGGAGCGGAAGAAGCGUCUAGAGCGGGAGCGGGCGGCGCGGCGCAACGCAGUGAUCAAUGUCAGGAUUGAGAGGCCGGAGAGGGCGUGA
This is a messenger RNA of Cyphellophora attinorum, 672 nucleotides long. RefSeq lists its product as uncharacterized. Gene Ontology annotation, molecular function: protein binding. The transcript is spliced from 2 exons. The coding region runs from base 1 to 672 and encodes 223 amino acids. The record is from RefSeq and is a predicted model, not a curated record. Lineage: Eukaryota; Fungi; Ascomycota; Eurotiomycetes; Chaetothyriales; Cyphellophoraceae.